Trypanosoma cruzi is the source of this 369-nucleotide messenger RNA. RefSeq lists its product as uncharacterized. Lineage: Eukaryota; Euglenozoa; Kinetoplastea; Trypanosomatida; Trypanosomatidae. The transcript has a single exon. Bases 1 to 369 code for a protein of 122 amino acids. The record is from RefSeq and is a predicted model, not a curated record.
AUGGAUGAGGGUGCACUGGCGCGUGUGGCUGUUGUGGUGGGUGCUCGCUCUGUGUGUGUGACGGCUGCUGGGAGUCCUGAAGAUGUAUCUGGUGAUGCGGAUGCGGUGGUUGUGCCGGUGGAUGUGUCGUGUGCUCCGAGUGACGGCAGCCUGAGCUAUCGCGUGUGUGUGCGUGGAAGAAGUGUUCUGCUGCCAGUGCCGAGGCUCAGUGUGAGAAUUAUACUUUCAGUGGCUUUGAUGUGCGCAUGCAUGGCAGGAAUGGUGAGCUGGGUGCUGUGUGCCAUGUGGCCAGUGCGGUGCACACGUGUGGCAACUGUGCUGCCAGCUGUGCAACGAAGGAGGAAGGGGCCACCGCUGCCUUCACGAUGA